CACACGUGACCGGGCGCGUCAAUGCGCACUGGAGACGGAGCAAGGGCACCCGAGCCAUCCGCCUCAUUUGCAGACAGAGAGCCCUGCGACCCCGACGGCACUCGGACACGGGAACUUCGUGUGAGAUACGCGUUCGGAUUAUUUAAUCUUAGAGGAUUCGACUACUUUAAAAAUAGGUCUCGAGGCUCGGCGCGCGGACGCAACCGGAGGAGGGGGGGUUUCUCGCUCUCUCUCUCUCUUUUUCUCGCUCGCUCUCUCGCGCUUUUUAGACGCAACUCAACUCGUGUGUGAGAAUCAGCCCCGGAUUUGCUCGCCGGCUCUUUGGACGAAUGGAAGGCUGACUGGUGCCAGAAGAUCACAUCCUCUGCAGACGUGUGGCAUAUUUAGAAGCGUACAGAUUUAACAAAUAUAUAUAUAAUAAUUAUAAGGCCUCGUCCUGCUGGAGAGCCCCACUCCGCGCAGUCGGAUCAAGGAUUUUGUGGAUUAAUGCUCUUGGAAGACGCGACGGAGAGCCUCGUUUUUCUUUUUUCUUUUUUUCUUCAUGGGAUAAUUGUGUGGUAGCGUUGCGGCUUAAUUAGGCCCCGAUCUGUGUGAUUUUCACCACAGCUCAUUUAGCAAAGAUUGAACGAUAUUUGACACUUAUAUGUGCUGAGAAUCGGAACUUGUUUUAAAAGGGAGAGGUGUUGGUGGUGGGGGGCGGCGCGCGCGCGAGGGGGGUCCGCUCACAGCGCAUCGCCACGGGAAUAAUUUGUAUACAGGUUCCGGCUUCAUGCUGCUAUAGAUUACAUUUUUUAUAGGCUGGUCUUAACCACCGGGAUAUGAUGGUUAUCUAUCCCCUGAGAAAAAGCUGACUGUCCCGGGAACCCCGGCUGCUUUUUGGUGAUCAAGUCUGCAGGAAGAGGCAACAGAGACUGGCGCAUGCUACAGACUUCCUCUGCUUAUCCAGCUCCCGGUUCUUCCACCGUCUUUCCUCAGGCUGCUUGUCAUUGCCUGGACUCGGAUCCCGGAAUCUUCAUGAUUUGCGGACACCAUGCUCGUUUUUUAGCCGGGGAACCCUCUUUUCGUCCCGCAUGUUUAGGACCAAACGAUCGGGGCUCGUCCGGCGACUCUGGAGGAGCCGCGCGCCCGUGGAGGGCGACGGGGAGACGGAUAGAGGGACGCAUGGCACCGGAGGCUGCUGCAUGGGCAAAGCGACAAAGGUGGCCAAGUCCAACGCCGGGUCGGAGGCUGAAUUGAAGUCGUUGACCCACUCCGUACUGAAGAAGAUCAAAGAGAAACAAUUAGAGCUGCUUCUGCAGGCGGUGGAGUCCAAGGGGGGUGCCCGAAGCCCUUGCUUGCUCCUGCCGGGCAAGGCAGACGCCAAAGUGGGUCAACAGUCUUACUCCCUCCCCAUGCUGCUCUACAAAGUGUUCCGGUGGCCGGACCUCAGGCAUUCCUCGGAGCUCAAGAGGCUGUCUUGCUGUGAAUCCUACGGGAAAAUCAACCCGGAGCUCGUUUGCUGCAACCCGCACCACAUGAGCAGACUUUGUGAACUCGAAUCUCCUCCACCUCCGUAUUCGCGGUAUCCCAUGGACUAUCUGAAACCACCAGAUUCUCCAGACUCUGGACCAUCAUCUAGUGAUACUGUGGGAACGACGUACUCGGCCCCUGUGGGGCUCUCAGAUUCCCUGGCACUGCAGGAGUCUGGCGAUCGGGCCCACUGGUGCGUGGUGGCUUACUGGGAGGAGAAGACACGCGUCGGGCGCCUCUACUCGGUCCAGGAGCCCUCUCUGGACAUCUUCUACGAUCUACCUCAAGGGAACGGCUUCUGCCUGGGCCAGCUCUGCUCCGAAAACAAGUCCCAGCUGGUGCAGAUGGUGCGGGCCAAGAUCGGCUACGGCAUCCAGCUGACGCGCGAGCCGGACGGGGUGUGGGUCUACAACCGCAGCUGCUACCCCAUCUUCAUCAAGUCGGCCACACUGGACAACCCGGACUCGCGCACGCUGCUGGUGCACAAGGUGUUCCCCGGGUUCUCCAUCAAAGCUUUUGACUAUGACAAAGCCGGCAGCCUGCAGAGGCCCAACGACCACGAGUUCACGCAGCAGCCGCGCACGGGCUUCACGGUGCAGAUAAGCUUCGUGAAGGGCUGGGGCCAGUGCUACACCAGACAGUUCAUCAGCAGCUGCCCAUGCUGGCUGGAAGUCAUCUUCAACACGCGAUAGCAGGAGCUUUCCUCUUCUUCACCCCUCCUCCUCCUCCUCCUCCUCCUCACAAACAGACUACACCCUCUUUUCCUUGUUUUGUUUUCAGAGAGGUCCAAACAGUGGAAAGAAAUGUUUCACAAGAAGAAGAAGAAGAAGAAAGUAUAACAACUCUGACGGACUUUGUUUAAUAAA
Molecule: messenger RNA, 2375 nt
Organism: Gasterosteus aculeatus aculeatus (three-spined stickleback)
Lineage: Eukaryota; Metazoa; Chordata; Actinopteri; Perciformes; Gasterosteidae
Gene: smad7
Product: SMAD family member 7
Biological process (GO): anatomical structure morphogenesis; cell differentiation; SMAD protein signal transduction
Cellular component (GO): heteromeric SMAD protein complex
Molecular function (GO): transcription regulator inhibitor activity; I-SMAD binding
Source: RefSeq, a predicted model, not a curated record